GCCAGCUCGGCCAACGUAGAGCUACGCCCGACCGGCGGCGCUGGGCCGACCUGUUAUUUGUUUCGGAGUUGUUUGAGCUUGUAUCAAAGCCACCUGCCGCGUGCCGAAGCGCCACAGCGCACCGCCCGCCGCAUACAAGACUGCCUACUGAGCAGGCGACACAGCACGCGAGGCGAGCGCGCGCGAGCAUAUAUACGGGACGCCCGACGCCCGUCGACGCCGCACGUAACGCGUAACUAAGCACCGGUAAAAAGCGACGCGCGCCGGCGGACACAACACCAUGCUCGACGCCGCGCGGCGAUUAGUGGAAGCGGUCGCGGACGCAGCAACAACCGACACACAUAACCCGACGAAGGAAUUAGCAAGGAAGUUGGGGGGCGGCAAUCUAGGCGACGAGCUCAGAGUAUUAGCCUCGAACUUUCUACUGUAUGUUACAUUAGUGAUCGCGUGCGCCGGCCUGCAGCACUACUACUUCCCCGACUCCAUAGCAAGGGCCCACGUCGUGCCGGAGACGGAGACGGCUGAUGAUAAUGACGAAGAGCCGUUAGUGGAUGAGCAGGGCGCCGGCCCGCCGUCACCCUUAGCGAGGAGGUCCUCGACGGAAGCAAUAGCGUCUUUGUUUGAUGAUACCAAAUUCAACCAAGAACACGCCACGAAGAAGGAGGUUCUUACACGAUUGGGCGUUUGUGUGGCUGGUCUACUCAUCUCCUUUCUCGUGUGGGGCGUCUUGCAGGAGCGGAUGCUGACCAAACCGUAUGAUGGGGACUACUUCACGUCGUCCUAUGGCUUGGUCUUCUUGAAUAGGUUGGGAGGCUUCCUCAUCUCAGGAGCGAUGCUCUAUGUAUUUUCUCCACCAGGGCAUAACGCGAUCGCGUAUAGAUUUGCCUUCCCAUCAGUAUCCAACAUGUUGUCGUCCUGGUGCCAGUACGAGGCCCUGAAAUACGUGUCGUUCCCGACCCAGAUGCUCUUCAAAUGCUUCAAAUUGUUUCCCAUAAUGGCCAUGGGUAAAUUGCUGGGCAACAAGAAUUACCCGUCCUACGACUACGGCGUCGCUGCGGCCAUUGGUGUUGGGAUUGCGGUCUUCAGUGUAGCGACGGAAGACCUGGAGAUCGGCCAGGACGCGAUAGGAGAGAUAGAAAAUGUGGGAGGCACGGUCUGCGGCAUCGUCCUACUGUUAUUCUUCUUGGUCUUCGACUCGUUUACGGGCCAGUACCAAGCGCGAUUGUUCAACGAACACCCCGACAUCUCGCCCUAUCACAUGAUGUUCAUGGUGAACACGUUUAGCAUGGUCUUCUCCCUGAUCACGCUAGUGCAUACGCACGAGCUCGAGUCUGCCGUAGAUUUCGUGGUCACGCACCCGGCGAUGCACAUCCACCUCGUAGUUUUUUCAUUGUGUAGCACGGUGGGCCAGCUCUUCAUCUUCAAAACCAUCAAGGCCUUUGGACCCGUCGUUUUCGCCAUAUGCAUGAACACUCGUAUAAUAGCAUCUAUAUUGCUAUCAGCGGUGGUCUAUUCCCAUGACAUCUCGAUCACAGGCUUCAUGGGUUUGGUGAUCGUGUUCGGAGCAAUAGCAUACAGAAUCAAACGCAAGAUGGGCAACCAAGCGCUCGUCACGUGGGCGGAGCCGGACGAUACCAAAAGCAUGGACGUGUUCCACGAGUGGCACGAGCACUGCGACAUGUAGUCUUCGGCGCGUAAGGAUGUGAGUAUAUGA
Messenger RNA from Pelagomonas calceolata, 1714 nucleotides. Lineage: Eukaryota; Pelagophyceae; Pelagomonadales; Pelagomonadaceae. The record is from the annotation of a GenBank genome assembly.